Cladocopium goreaui is the source of this 644-nucleotide messenger RNA. NCBI's taxonomy places the organism in Eukaryota, Dinophyceae, Suessiales, Symbiodiniaceae. The record is from the annotation of a GenBank genome assembly.
CCCCCCAUGCAUCAUGGCCAUUGAGGGUACGGGUACAGUAUGUUAAUUCAUUAGCAUUCAUUAGCUACAGUCCCGCCCUUGCUAGUAGUGGAACCUUGACGUGAACAGGUCCCCAAGGUUUUUGAGUUGGGAUGUUGAUGGGGAGAAGGGCUGGAUCAGACUCCGAAGUGGGCUUCAAGAAGUGCAGCUCAUCCAGAAGCACUGGCAUGGGAUUAAAGGAGCUGUGUCGAAAUGCAUUCCGUACAGCUUUGACCUGGAAGUUUGCUUGUUUCUUGGCCUUUCACUUUUCCCAGAUCUUUCUGAAUAGGUGCUUGAUGGGGUGGAUGGAAGCAGUCCUUCAAUGGAAGAGCGACAGACUAAGCUCCACUGGCGGCUUAGAUGUGCCGUUUCAAUUGUCGAUGUUUAAUGUGCUCCAAUCUGCUGCUGGCUUCAUAGCAAUUCCACUCUUUGCUUCACUGCUUGCGAGGUUUGGGCAUCGCCAUGCGCCCUUCUGCGCUACUGCCCUGUUGGCGGUGCUGUGGCUGGCUGUUGUGCCAUUGCCCUGGGAGUGGACGCUUCCAAUCUUGUACUUGCUAGCCGCCUGUCAUCGCCAGAUGUUCUUCUCUACUUUCUUCACCUUCAUCUCCUCGGAGCGCUGGGGAUGA